Messenger RNA from Cuculus canorus (common cuckoo), 7823 nucleotides. RefSeq names its product atos homolog A (gene ATOSA). The coding region runs from base 150 to 3617 and encodes 1155 amino acids. The record is from RefSeq and is a predicted model, not a curated record. The transcript has 12 exons. Lineage: Eukaryota; Metazoa; Chordata; Aves; Cuculiformes; Cuculidae.
ACACGAGCCCAGCGCCCUCCUCGUUACAGCCUCAGGUCCUGUAGAGAGCACUAAGGGCUCCCCUCAGCCUCCUCUUCACCCUUCCGGGCGGCGAGAAGCAGCGCAGGGGCUGCUCUGCAGCCCUGGGGCUCCUUAAAGCGCCGCGGCGCAUGCGCGAGGGGAGGGCACGAUCAUUAGCGUUGGGAAAUGUCAUUAAUGUGAUUUUUACGAGGAAGGCCGUCCCUCCCGCGCCUCAGCUGCCGCACCGGCGGCUCUGGGCGCUGCCCCGCGGGGCGGGCGGCGGCCAAUGGGCGCCCGGCGCUGUUGCUGUGCGCGCCCUGGCUCUGCCUCCUUUGUGGGAGCUGCCGGGGCGCCGGGAAGAUACGUUGGAUGAAUACUUUGAAUAUGAAGCUGAGGAGUUCCUGGUUUCUUUGGCCUUGUUGAUCACCGAAGGUCGAACUCCUGAAUAUUCAAUCAAAGGCAGAACAGAGGGCUUUCAUUGCCCACCGGCACAAUCAAGUCAGCCGCCCACAUCUAAGCAUGAAUGCAGCGACAAACUGGCUCAGUGUCGUCAAGCCAGGCGAACCAGAUCUGAGGUUAUGCUGCUGUGGAAGAACAAUAUUCCAAUCAUGGUAGAAGUGAUGCUACUUCCAGACUGUUGCUAUAGCGAUGAAGGGCCGACAACUGAGGGCAAUGAUUUAAAUGAUCCUGCAAUCAAACAAGAUGCAUUGCUCUUAGAAAGGUGGAUUUUGGAGCCAGUUCCUCGACAGAGUGGAGACCGAUUUAUCGAAGAGAAGACACUUUUAUUGGCUGUUCGCUCUUUUGUUUUCUUCUCUCAGCUAAGUGCGUGGCUGAGUGUUUCCCAUGGUGCUGUUCCCCGAAACAUCCUGUACAGGGUAAGCGCUGCAGAUGUGGACUUGCAAUGGACAUUCUCUCAGACACCAACUGAGCAUGUCUUUCCUGUUCCUAAUGUUUCUCACAACGUGGCCUUGAGAGUCAGCGUCCAAUCCUUGCCCAGACAAUCUAACUACCCAGUUUUGACCUGUAGUAUUCACGCCAACCUUGGCUUUUAUGAAAAGCGAAUGCAAGAGCGUAAGUUACUUCAGCACAGCGAUUCCAGUGCGGCACAGCAAUGCAGUACCUCCAGUCCACAGCGCUUCUGUGGGAAACAGAUGUGGACAACGACACCUGAAGGCCUACUUAAUGGAAAAAAGACACCUGAAUUUACUACAUCUGUCAGAAAUGUAAAACUUUAUCCAUCCACUGGACUUGGAUCUGACUUUGGGGCAUCACAGUCUAAAGUUCAGUGCUAUAAUGCUACAGCAGAGAAUAAGACACAAUCCCGUGAAACACCUGUCAGGACUUUAAAAUCCUUUUCUCUCGUCGAUUCCCGUGUUUCGAAUAGUCAUUGCUCUCAUCAGCCCACAGGAGAAAUCAAUCCUUUGAUAGGCUCUUUACUUCAGGAGCGACAAGAGGUCAUCGCAAGAAUUGCUCGGCACUUAAUUCACUGUGAUCCAGCUACUUCCCCAGUUGUUGCUAGACAUCCGUUCAACAUACAUGAGAAUGGCUUGGCUACACCUAAAGCUUUUCGGAGUACUUAUGAAGAUGAAAACUUGCCAAGGAAAGGCAAGGAAACCUCCUCCCCCAUUUCUAUUGCCAACUUUGACAAUGCAAUGCAAGAAGAUGUUGGUGAAGGCAAAACUAGAGCAAUACCAGAGACGCCACUGCUUGAUGCCCGUGUUCCAGGCAACCAUUGUGGCCGUCAGUCAGCAGGAGAGAGUAAUCCCCUGAUUGAUUCUCUGCUCCAAGAGCGGCAGGAGGUGAUAGCAAGGAUUGCCCAGCACUUGAUUCAUUGUGAUCCAGCUACUUCUCAUGUUACUGGACAUCCAUGUAAAGCGCAUGACACUAGUCCAGUUAGUUCAAAAAUUUUCCGAAGUACAUAUGAAGAUGAAAAUUUGCUCAAGAAAGGCAAGGAACCAUCUUCUGUUUCUUUUGCUAAAUCUGACUUUUCUUUGGUAGAAGACAGCGGUAAAUCAAGGAUGAAGACACCUGAUAUUCCUAUCAGUCCUUCUAGGUUUGAUGGGGAAUCGAAGGCUUCUCUGAAACUACAAGCAAGAAGAAAAUUGAUUUUAGCAAAACCCAGCGAAGCUGUCCGAAAUGCAUUUCAUCAGACUUCAAAUAAAACUUCCUAUGCAUUUUCUAACAUUUACACAUCAUCAUCAUGUACUAAAGAAAAUAAAUCUGAAUUGCCAGAAAAAUUGGAAACGAUACAUUCUGGUUCUGCACAGAAAGACCAGAUAACAAACAGAAUUAAACAGUGUUCAAAUUUCAGCAGCAUUGAUGAACAGAUUUGUACAAAUAAAUUUAAAGAAAGAACAGUUGUUAGUGAGAAUAAUGGCAUGGAUAGUUUUAACAAUUUACAGGUAGAUAAAUGCCGAAUACUUGAAGGUACAAAAAAAGCAACUGCAGUGCAGGUGUCUGACUCUUUGCACAAAAAUGAACUCAAGUGUUUAGAUAAAGACUCAAAACCCCCAAAUAUUUAUGAGCAAAAUACACAACUUAUUAGUAUUGAAAAUUAUUUAAAUAAAGACCAUGACAGUUUCAAAAGCAAAACCAAACAAGAUAAAACAAAAACUGCACAUGAUGAGAAUGAAGACCCAACAGGCCUCGAUUUCCAAAGCACUUCUCAGAAAAAAACUACAGAAGACAACACAGUUAAGGGUGAGCGGCAGAAGAAUCCAGAUGUACAGAAAGCACCAUCUCUAAAACACACAAAUAUAUGGCGGAAACAUAAUUUUCGUUCUUUGGAUGGGACUUCAACCAAGGCUUUUCAUCCCAGAACUGGAUUGCCUCUGCUUUCAAGUCCUGUUCCUCAAAGAAAAACACAGUCUGGGUGCUUUGAUCUGGAUUCAUCACUGCUGCAGUUGAAAUGUCUGUCUGCAAGAAGCCCACAACAAUGUAUAAACGGACACAGUGAUCCAGAGAGCCGUGGGAAACAAUUUCUGAGUUCUAGUGCCCCACCAGUAACAAGUCUUAGCCUUCUGGGAAACUUUGAGGAAUCAGUCCUGAAUUUUCGCUUAGACCCACUCGGUGUCGUGGAGGGUUUCACAGCAGAAGUGGGAGCAAGCGGAGUCUUUUGUCCCACGCACAUGACUCUACCAGUUGAAGUGUCAUUCUACAGCGUUUCAGAUGAUAAUGCACCUUCUCCUUACAUGGGUGUAAUUACUUUAGAGUCCCUUGGUAAAAGGGGUUAUCGGGUACCGCCUUCAGGAACAAUACAAGUGACCUUAUUUAACCCUAACAAAACUGUGGUGAAGAUGUUUGUAGUGAUUUAUGACUUGAGAGAAAUGCCAGCUAAUCAUCAAACAUUCCUACGGCAAAGAACUUUCUCUGUUCCUGUGAGACGAGAAAUCAAGAGAACUGUCAAUAAAGAAAACAGCCAACAGACUGAAGAAAGGCUGCUACGCUACCUCAUACAUCUGAGGUUCCAGAGUUCUAAAUCUGGAAAGAUCUACCUCCACAGAGAUGUAAGGCUCCUGUUCUCUCGGAAAUCCAUGGAAGUUGAUAGCGGCGCUGCGUAUGAACUCAAAUCUUACACUGAAUCUCCAACAAAUCCUCAGUUUUCACCAAGAUGCUAGCAAACAAUGGCAAACUAAAGUAUUUGUUUUACUGUUGAUUAUUCCUUACAAGUGAAUAUCGGUAGAGAUGACAGUAUAAAGUUAAGUCUGUAAAGGAAUGAAAAUAGUGCUCAAGAGAGAGAAGGUUCUUAUGUGAUCCUGGACCAGUUUUUAAAAGGUUUUUGGAAUGAGCUUCGUGUAUUCCAAGUAGACUGGAAACAUACUUAAAUCUAAUCUUUUUGUACUGUUUAAAACCACUUCAUUGGAUGUGUGGCAAUAGCAAAUUCCCAAGUUAGUUUAGUGUUUACACUUUUUAUUUUAUUUUCAGUUAUUUAAUAUUUAAUGUUUCAUUUAAUACUCAAGUGAUGUUUGUCUUUAGUGUUCUAAUGUAGCAUAAAUCCUAUGUAAAAUCAUACUAUGUAUUUUUGGCAUUAAUAUUGAAAUCUGAAAUAUAUACAGAUGUCUUUAAUCUGUGUGAUGUUUUAAGUGAUAUUCAUUUAAGUUAUUGAAAAUGGGGACAACAGAUCGAUUUCCAUUACAUUUCAUACUAUGCAAGCAUUUAACUUUCUUCUCUUUAAGGGUAACCUUUUCUUUCUUUUGUCAAUAUGCAAAUUUAAUAACACCUGUGUCCAUAGUGCCCAUUGUGUAUUUACUUAUUCAUGCAUUCAGGUGAUUGGUUCAAUUCGUAUUUUGCUCCCUCCGUUUCUUUCUUUCCUUAAAGGCCACUUUAAUUUUGCAUUCUGUUAUUCUGUUAUUUCUGUUAUUAUUUUUCUCACAUAAAAUUCCCUGCCCUCCCCCAUUUGAUUUCUCAGAUUGUGUUAAAGGGUGUACUGUGCAAACAAAUUAGUAUUUAUAUCUUAAAUAUAUGCAAAAGCUAUGAAACUUGUACUUUUUGUUUUAUUUUUAGAUGAGGAAGAUCUUGUAAUCUUAAAUAUUUUUAAUAGGUUGGUUCCAUUUAGGCCACUAGGUGGCCAUAGGAAGUUUUACGAGAAAUGCUGCAUUGGGCGUACCAGUAUUUUCCAAUACGUAUAUGUAUUCCUAAAACAAAACGCAGUCAGAUAAACAGUUUAUGCUACCUGUUAAACUGUGUAACUGAGAGAAAUAAAGUUAGAAGCAUUUUAUUAUCUUUGAGGUAUAUAUUUAAUGAUGAAAAUGAAGAUCUAUGAUGUGUUCUGAAGGUCUUGGAGUUUCUCAACUCUUUUACCUUGGUUUAUAUGCUUUUCUUUACAUCGCUGUAGGUUUUCAGUGUGUCAAUAUGAAAGAUGACGUUCGUAUUUGGGAGUCGUAACGCACUUCUCUGACAGCUGCGGAGAAAGAAGGAACGUGCGUCUUGUGUGUUCAGCACUGCCCUUAGAUGAGAGGAGAAGUCAGUGUAUCAUGAAAUCUCCAGGAAGUCUGCCAGGGAAAGAAAGGGAGACCAGACUUUCCAGAUGACGCUUAUCAGCUAUCUCAUGUAUUCAAACGCCUCUUGCCACAGAGGGCAAAGCUCAGACAUGACUGAGGCCCUUCUCCCUUCAGCAGCGUUUUCCCCUCAGUUACACUCAGUUUCCAAAGGUUAGGUAGCAUUUCUUUCAUAAAGACUUGGGGAAAAAACGUACAGGAAAGGAUUGCGUAGAGUUUUUAGUCAUUUGUGUGUCUUGCAAAAUGAGAAAAGGUUUCUUGUGGUAGCAGAAGAGUCAAAUACAGCUGCAGCUGUACCAGGUACGUAACUAAGUUCUGGACUGGCAUAAUGAGAAUGUGUCCUACUUUCUUUGUUGCUACUAUUGAGUCAUAAGCACACAGCACGUAUCCUCCAAGUACUUAUUUGUGUCAUGGUGCACAUCUGCUUGAAAAAAAGAGUAAGGACACACUUUUAAUGAAAAGUCCCAAUUCACAUGUCGUAGAUUAACCUUUUAUUUUGCACUGACAAUAUACAAUGUUUGUAUCUCUGUAUCCUGAUAAUUUUAAGUGACUCCUUCAAGCUGUUCUUUUCUCCCUUCAGAGUAAUAUAUUUAUUUGUUUCGAACAACAAGGAAGCGUGGAUAUAGAAUAUGUGGUGACUACAAGUCAUGUCUAGGAAAUAAAUUUGUAUUGACUUAACUGGUCAAACUGCACUCAGUCCCUGCAUGGGUUCAGAAUAAAUGUGACCUUAGAUUAUCCAUGCUCGGUUUUGAUUUAACUAAGUCAUUCUCCCUUUACAGCUUGAUCUGCAUUACAACUUUCCGUAAGCGACACACCUGGAGAAAAGCUGAAUGUUCCUAAAAUAUGAGCUGAAUUCCACGUGACCUUCCGUGCAAAGGUUGAGGAAUGAGACCAGACUUUUUUUUUUGAGCUGUCAUUUGCUGCUUCUCUUUAUCCCUCAGUUGGGUCAAAUGUAGGGAAUUAUUUGAGAGGUUUAUGAAGCUCUUCCGUGAUAGAGGCUCCAAGUAAUCUCUUCUCCCUGGAACAGUUAAACACUUUUAACUGUACUUAUUAUAGGAAAGCUGUUUGUAACGCCCAGCUGAAGUCAAACACUACUUGGCCUUUUCACUAUAAGCAAGGUCAACAGCUUGUAUCUCCCUUUUCAGUCUUGUUUUCUUUAUCUAAGAUGACCUUGGACUGUUCAGUCAGAUUUGCCUCAUAGAUUUUAUUUUCUGCACUUCUCAUCAUUCUGGCUCUUUGCUUUCUUCUUUUGGUCUGACUCUAUCCUGCAGUGCCUCAAGCUGGACACGGCAUCCCCCGUGGAGCCUCUCUGUGCCAAUUAGAGUGGAAGGACUGAUUGCUAGAUCUUAUGGAUUAAAAUCCACUUCAGCUAUCUUAUUAUAAUACUUGAUUUUUCAGUAUUGGGAGAUGUCAAGGUGCAUUCAUCUUGUUAUCCAGUAUAAGGGAGGUGUCCUACUGCUUGUUUCCAAUAUGACAGCUUUCCUGCGCGUGUCAUUGGUGAACUUCAUUCGCCCACUACCCAAGAUUUUGUACCUGAUUUUCUGCUUGAAUCUGGAUUGCACGUAUGUGCUUGUAGCUUCUCUCACUCAAUGUUACCUGCCAAUAUUAAUGAGGUUUAUAGCAGAUUAUUUGGAUCAGCAAUUAAACAGAUGAGCAGCAUUGGCCCUGGGAAGCCCUUUGUGAAGCUACCAAAUGCAGAAUUACUGUUGGAACAAGUGACGGCCUUUUCCAAUAAAACUUGCGUUUACCACAUUGCAGUUUGAUUGUUAAGUUUCCCUAAUUUGCAUGGGGAAGUGUCAGAGCUCUUCACCCUCUUCUGUUUCCUUCCCAUUAAUGGAAGCGCAAUUGCAUGAAACCCUUGUUCUUAAUUGUGAAUUCCCGUCUAGCUACUCCGUUUCUUUUGAGUGUUUAUUUCAGAUGAUUUCUCAGGUAGUAUUGGUGAGACAGCUUAAUUUUAUAGCUUGUAUUCUGCCCUCUCCUUAAUCCUAUUUCAUCAGUCUCCUGAAAACCCAUUCAUUUUCUACAGGUUUCUACACAGAUCACCGCUAAAUUAAUUGGAGAUUGCUCAGUCAGUUCUCUAUACCCUCAAGGAAAUUUUUUCAACCAAGUUGAAAAAAGUUACCAGAUAAGGGAAAAAAAAAACCCCUUUUUCUACCUUGAGGUUAUACACUGUUGUGAGUUUGUUAAGUUAGCUUCUUGAUCAUGCCAGAUUGAACAAAAGAAACAUAAAAUCCUUUGGUCUUUACGUUGUUUGUUCAGUAAUGUUCAGAAAUGAUUCUGUGUCCCUUGUCUUCAUGAUCUGCUUUUGAUGCACAUCCUUAAAAAAUGACCUAGUUUCUCUGCGCUGCUUCCUUGCAUUUGAGGCCAUAGAAGAACUUGUGCUUUUCCUGAGGUUCUUUCUUUAUUUCUUUAUUUCCCAUCCUUCCUCUGCACUGUAUAGUUUACACUUAUUCCCUUCAAGAGAUUAUUUCAUUAAGGAACCGCUGAAUCUUCAAAACUGUUUUUCCUCACGUUAAUUUCCUAUGAGAUUUGAAAUAAACUCCUGUAGUUUGCAUUCUUGUCUGCUGUCACUGCUUUGUUGACCUGCUUCCUUUCAAAUUGCAUCCUUUUUUAUGAUCAUUCUUCAACGCGUUACUCUGGUUUUUACACCUUCCGACCACUUCUCUGUAGUUUUGAUAGAAGCAAACAUGAUACAGCCAUGGUUAACGCUGCUUCUGUCAUUAGGAAAACAAUACUCAUGUGCCUUCUAUGAUUUUCCUGUGCAAUCUGCCCUGUGGUGUCCCUUUCUGAACGAGGGAUAUGCGCAUGUCUUGAGUUCCCAGCUAC